AUGAUAGCGUAUUCUUUGGUUCGUUUGGCAUCUGUAGUUAAACGAAGUUUCAUCUAUGUCGUACUAUAUGCUAUCAACAAAUCUGGUUUUUGUGAGACCCUUUCUCAUCUAAGGAUCUUAUGGCAAGGGGUUUAUAUGAUCACGGGAAAGAUUGAUACAGUCUUCUUCAAGGAGUUUUGUAGGAUUACAUGUUCAAGUUAUAAUCUUAAUGAGCUAUCAUUGAUGGUUUUUGAUCAGUCGACAAAGAACAGUGAGGAGGUCGACUUUAGCGAAGGUAUUGAUGAUACUGGAUCGAUGCCUGCCCGGGGUAAUGAGGAGCCAAACCCCCAGGUUCGACCUUUGCGUCAGUCAAUGGGAAGUCUGAACAUAAAAGAUGAUUUGAGUCCACAGUCGGAUAAUUUUUUAGAAGAUGAACUAGGAAGAGAUCAGGAGGAUGAUGUCGCGCGGCCGUGUGGGAUGGCAAAGAGUAUUGUGGGCCUACUCACCACUGCAAGUGUUUAUGCCGGAAUGGGUGGAAUAGAUGAGGGACAGAUAAUUACAGAGGUUGAGGAUGACAGGAAAGCCAGUUCGGGUGAUGGAUUGAAGGGAGACAAUCGGCAGGAAGAUGACGAUGAGCUUGCUGGGUCGAUGUCAUUGUCGGAAGAUGACACUUUGUUUGAGCUAGCUAUAGUUCCCACCUUUGCAGGCCAUUCGAACGCAACAGACGGACCACGUUCGAGACACAGCAAAAUUUACAAGAUGCUUUUCGAGAAAUUUGAGCUCGACCCCAACGUAGACCAAAUGUUGUGCAGUUACUCUUGUUGGCUUUUGAGAGAUGUCUUGAUUCAGGGUCACAUAAUCUUGACUGAGUGCAAUCUGUUGUUCUUCGCAUUUUUACCCAAACAUGACGGCAAAACGAAAAUGUCGGGGAAUUUGUCAAUUGUUUUGAGCAUUGGGCUUGGCAAAAAACGAAUCUCGCGCUACUGGGCCGUCUUGAAAGAUCAUACCCUGUCAUUUUUUGGCUCUCCAAAGGAUCUCUACUUCCCCGUUAUGACUAUUGAUCUACGAUAUGCUCAAAAAGUGGAUUUAUGCAGACAGGACGGAAGCCCGACAACCGAAUUUAAAAUCGUGUUGGAAAACAAAGUAUUCAAAUUCAAAGCAGACUCGGAUUACGCGUGUCGUUCCUGGUGCAAUGGUUUGAGAAAGCAAAUAUUUGCUGUGCAAAACGCACAAGACGACUCUCUGUCAAUCAAAAUCCCACUUGAAAAUAUAGUAGACAUUGACAAACAGAAAACGGUAGCGGAUUCCUUUACAUUGAGAAUACGUGUAUUGGAAAGUACAGAUUCAUAUGCUGUCGAUGAUUAUUUCCUGAUGUUUUUGAAUAAUUCUGGAGCCCUCUUGAAGACAGCAGUAGACAAGCAGCUCGCAAAUUUGGAAAUGUCAGGAUCCAACAUCAAUUUUGGCAGAAAUCUUCUGCCGCAACCGGAUUCUCUCGAGUCACCUUUUACUUUUAAGGACGACGACCGCUCAGAAGCGGGCCGCGGCAGGACAAUUGAGAGUAGAAGGAGUAUUUUCAAACAAGUGCUUUCUCCGUGUUCAAGAAAACGGGACCAUACUCAAGAUACUGAGCAGUCACCUUCGAGAUCACCACUGAAAGUAAAGGAAAGAAUCAGAUCCAUGACGGACUCGUUCAAAGGCAAGCAGCUUGGUAAAAGUUGUAUCGAGGAAGACAUGGACGUUCAAUAUUUUCCCAUUGAGAAAGACUCUGAUAAGAGCUCGGACGAAGCGUUCCCAGAAGUCGGAAACUCGAUGAAUUCUGAAAGUGAAGAGGCUGAAAACGAGUUGGACAAUGAAGCGAAAGAGGAACCCCAUUUUAAACUGAUUAAUUGGACGCCACGUCCUAUAAAACAUAUGGGCAACAUGUGGGGGGCUCACCCUGUGCAUUACCUUGUUCAGAAUCUAACUCUUUUUCCAGAAGAUGAUAAGUAUAUUGCAGGAGCAAAGGAAAGUCAGACGGCGAACUCUAGAUUUCGAGAGCAUUUUUCACUUGACGAAAACGAAAGCUUGAUAGCAGCCUACUAUACUUAUCUGAAUAAGAAUAUUCCUAUCUAUGGAAAGCUGUAUGUCGGGAAGUCAAAGGUUUGCUUUCGUUCUCUCAUACCAGGAACAAAGACGAAGAUGAUCCUUCCAAUCGAAGAUAUGGAAAACUGCUACAAAGAAAGAGGUUUUAGAUUCGGUUAUUUUGGUUUGGUGCUUGUCAUUCAAGGGCAUGAAGAACUCUUUUUUGAGUUUAGUCUUCGGAGCUCGAGAGAUGAUGCUGAAUUUAUCAUGCUCAAACGACUAGAUAGCAAGAUAAGUGGUGUCAAGAAAUCGGUAAUGACUCUUUCAGCCGAGGACGUUUUGACAGAUCAGCUUACCAAAGACAGGGCUCUUUCUCGGGACGGGAUUAGCAAGGAAGCGAAAUUAAAACUUUUCGAAGACAAAAUUAAUGCAGAGGGCUAUGACUUGCCAUUAAUGAUUGAGGAUAAUCCUUAUUAUAAAACGAGUAUUACUCCAAAAAAGGCUUACAAAUUUGGCCUUUUAACUAUCGGAUCUCGAGGAGAUGUUCAGCCUUAUAUCGCUUUGGGCAAGGGUCUGCAGAAAGAGGGGCAUAAGGUCACAAUCAUCACUCAUGCCGAGUUUGGAUCGUGGAUUCAAUCACAUGGAAUUGCCUUUCGCGAAAUUGCUGGUAACCCAGCGGAGCUUAUGGCUCUUAUGGUUCAGCAUGGAUCGAUGAAUGUAGGAAUGCUGAGAAAGGCAUCAACGCAUUUUCGUGGUUGGAUUCAAGAGUUACUGGAUACCGCUUGGGAGGCUUGCCAAAAUAUCGAUAUUCUUAUUGAGUCCCCCUCAGCAAUGGCUGGAAUUCACAUUGCUGAAGCUCUGAAUCUUCCUUAUUUUAGGGCUUUCACAAUGCCAUGGACUAGAACCAGAGCUUAUCCUCAUGCAUUUAUCGUACCAGAUCAGAAGCGCGGUGGGAACUACAAUUAUUUAACGCACGUCCUCUUCGAGAACAUUUUCUGGAAAGGAAUCAGUGGUCAGGUUAAUAAGUGGAGAGUCGAAACGUUAGGAUUGGAGAAGACUAAUCUUGAUCUGAUGCAACAGAAUAAGGUACCCUUUCUGUACAACAUUUCACCUUCAAUCUUCCCGCCGUCGGUGGAUUUUAGUGAAUGGGUUAAAGUAACGGGUUAUUGGUUCCUUGAUGAGAAGAUUGACUUUAAAGUUUCCGACGAAUUGAGGAACUUUAUAUCGGAAGCAAGAACUCUUGGCAAGAAAUUGGUAUAUAUAGGUUUCGGUUCCAUUGUGGUCACGGAUCCUCGUGAAAUGACCAAGGCGGUUGUUGACGCCGUUGUUAGUGCAGAUGUUUAUUGUAUUCUCAACAAAGGUUGGUCUGAACGUCUCAGCCCCGAUCAAGCGCACAAAGUUGAAGUUGGUCUUCCAGCAUGUGUGUUUAAUUCGGGGUCAAUACCCCAUGAUUGGCUAUUUCCUCAAAUUGAUGCAGCCGUUCACCACGGCGGAUCAGGAACUACUGGAGCUGCAUUAAGAGCUGGUCUUCCAAGCGUAAUAAAACCAUUUUUUGGUGACCAGUUCUUUUUUGCAGGCCGAGUCGAAGAUAUUGGGGCAGGAAUAAGUUUAAAGAAGCUCAACAGUAAAAGCUUGGGUCGUGCUUUGAAAGAAGUCACUACAAAUUCGCGGCUCAUCGGCAAAGCGCAGCAAAUUCAAAAGGAAAUCUCCAACCAAAAAGGAGUCGAUACAGCUAUCGGAUGCAUUUACUCCGAAUUAGAGUACGCAAGGAGUUUAACGACAAAUAAAGCCAAUGAAGCCAAGAGGGUUUUAAAGGUUACGUCCAGCCCACUGGACGAAGAAGGAUCAUGGUUAAUGAUUUAA
This is a messenger RNA of Lachancea mirantina, 3903 nucleotides long. The record is from the annotation of a GenBank genome assembly. Lineage: Eukaryota; Fungi; Ascomycota; Saccharomycetes; Saccharomycetales; Saccharomycetaceae.